AGACAUUUUUCAUCUUCAGUUUUUUGCUCAAAAUGACCCUUAAGUUUUAAGGAUCAUACUUAAUUUUAGGAACCGCACUGGAGAAAAAAGUGUACAUUUUUUAAGAUUUAAGGAAGAUCAGAGAGCAAACCAGAAUCCACUCUAAACUGGGAGCUAUGGAGGACAGGAUGAGGAAAACACCUGCAGGUCAUCUGGAGAAAGCAAAGGAUAUUUCAGCUCCACGUUUAUCCGAUUUUGGAGAGGACAAUAAGAGGCUUGAACGGGAAGGCCGAGCCCAGCUGGAACACAACGACAGUCUCUUUGUUUCACACGAAGGAGAAGCUCACAGCUUUGAGAUCAAUGAAAGGAUUUCACUACAUAAUCUCCAUCAACUGAAAUUAGCAUUUGAGGAAUGUGAUGUGAGGGGGAGAGGAUACGCUGAUGUGGAGAAUUUUGUACGCAUAAUGAAAAAGCAUUUGGACAAACCAAUCGUGAACAAUGAGCAGAUUCAUAGUUUGUUUAAAAAAGUUGAUUACUCAGAUCAAGGAAGGAUUUCAUGGAUGGAGUUCUCCACCUAUCUGCUGGAGCAGUAUAAGGCAAAGGAGGAAACUUUGAGACGCAGCAAGCAGGUGACCUUUAAUUUGCCAGCCACCAUGAGCGAUGGUGUUAACAGCGUUCCUAUAGUCAACAUCCACUCCACCCACGAAGGGACCGUGUUAACAGUGAGAGAGGACGGGUUCGUCUGUCAGUGGAGUCCCGAACUGAAACCUCAGAGGAUGAAGCACAUGUUUAACGAGGGACUUCUCAAUACAAUGUCAAAGUGGGUAACUGAUUUCGCUCUAAUGUCAGAGUACAGCAAGCUGAUGACUGGAACAGGGGAUGGUGAGAUUCAGUUUUAUGAACUUUCCACAUUAGAACCUUAUUGUCAAAUCAGUGGCUUGGAAACAAUACCUUUGACUUUAGACUAUGGUCAAGCUGGGACAGAUAAAUGCUGUUUUGUAUAUGGAGACAUGGAGGUUUCACCAAUCACCCACACAAAGCUGAACUUUUCUUUUUGCAGAUUAUGGAACAGAUUACCAAAGGCUGGAAAUGUGCCUAAUAUUUCGAUCAAAAAUGCCAUCCACUCUCAUAACAUAACAUUUGUCAGAUGGAAGGUUCAUAAUGACUGGGUGACCCAGGUCAAAUAUUUUCACAGCUUUCAAGCUGUUGCCUCGUCUUCAAAAGAAGAAUCUGCUUCUCUAGUUUUAGGCUGUGUGCUACCUUUAAAAGAUUCUGCACAGCAGCUCAGGGAGAUCAGAGAGGUGUGCUACGAGGGUAAAAACAGGAAGCGCCAACUAAGCUGGACUCCACAGAUCCGCAAGUCCGGGGAUCAGACCGUCUUCUCUGUCUACAAAGGUGUAAAGGCUUUUGACCUUUGUCAGAAGGACGGUUUGCUGGUGACUGGAGGCAUGGACAGAUUAAUUCGUCUGUGGAACACACGUUUUUCAGAGAAACCUGAUGGUAUUUUAAAAGGCCACUCUGCUCCCAUCUUCUCCCUCUGCAUCUCAUCAGAGGACAGUCAGAUCUUUUCUGUCUCCACAGAUAACACAGUGAAGAUUUGGCACAUUCAAGAUCAGUGUUGCCUGUUCACAGCCGACCCCACAGCCAGCGGGAUUCAUGGUGAUGUAACUGCCUGCUCCUUUUCCCCAGCCAUGAGAGCUCUGUACGUCGCAGCAGACUGCAUAGCUGUGCUCCCUUUGAUGUCGAGGCCAAAGCAUCACGGUCGCAUUGCUGUUUCUCAUGAUGAGGCUGUUAUGUGCUGUAGCUACAGCGAGGAGUUACGGCAGGUCGUGAGCUGCAGCAAGGGGUCUGUGGUGAAAGUCUGGGAUUUAGAAUCUGGUCGACAAGUUUUUGAGUUUACUGCAACACCAGAUCUGACUGACAUCACCUGCAUGACACUUGACUUUAAAGGAAGGAGGCUGGUCACAGGAGGAAGUAAUGGAUGCUUAAAGUUAUGGAACUUCAACAGUGGUCAGUGUCUUAAGACAUUAAAGAAAGGAGGUAAAUGCCAUGAGGUGUGUGACUGCAGCUUUCUCAGAGUUAAUGAAAAUUUCUAUGUGGUUGCUGUUGGAAGAAACCAGAGGAUUGACAUUUAUUUAGAUGUUCCUGAGGAGCUUCACGGUAUCCAGAGACCAGAGCCUUCAUGGAAAGAUGAUUUGAAAAAUGGCCAUAAGGAGGACAUCCUUUGCGUAGUGCAGUGUCCUCCCUCUUUUUUGGUCACUGGCAGCAAGAACGGAGAAAUCAUAGUGUGGAACACAGCUUCUGGAUCUAUACAAUGUCGGUUUCUUGGACCUCCUGGAGCUAAAGAUCUAAACACUGAAGGACUGGACACAAGUGUCCCAAGCAUGUUUGUUAUCAAGAAUCUAAAGCUGCUGCAGCUUUCUCCAUUUACUGCUCUUCUGUCACCUGGAGUCAGAGGUUGGGUAAAUCUCUGGGAUGUGUUUGAACAAAAGCUUGUGAGCAGCUUUGAAGUUUCCAAAUUUCAGCAAAAGAUAACAAAACUGGCCACCACUGAUGAAAAGACACUACUAUAUGCUGCUGACAGGAUUGGUUACAUCUAUAUUCACAACAUGGAGGCUUUUGACGCAGAGCAGAAUUCACCCACAGCUGAACAUUUUUGGCGUGCUCAUACUGGCACAAUUACCAGCUUGCAGAUUGUUACCAGUGAUCGAAUGGUGCUUACCUCAUCCACUGACCAAACUGUAAGGCUGUGGAGCUCACAAGGAGAGUUCAUUGGGACAUUUGGUCAGCCUGAAAUGUGGAGUGUCCAGAUUCCCUCAUCCUGGAUUCAUCCUGGUGUCCCCGAUGAGGUUCUGAUUGAUCCUCUCACUAUGCCAAAUCAUGAUAUUCUGAAGAGAGAAUCACAUCUCUCUGAAGCAAUCAAUUCUGACGUGACUGAGACUGAUAAAGGGGAACUAAAGACUCUAUGAUGAAAUUGAAUGGAAUACUGACAUAUCAUCAAACAACUUUUCCCCAAAUGGCUUCAGGACAUUGGAGCAACUGAAUGCCUGUGCACCACCUUAACUCUCUCUGAGUAUUGAUCCUUUCAUCAGCCACACAGGGGAACUGAAAUUAACCGAUAGAUGAAACUGUAUUGAUCAGCACUAAGAAAGAAGGUCAUUGCAUUGGUAUGAUUCAAUUUAUGUUAUGUAGUUUAAUACUGCUAGAAAACAAAUCUACCAAGUGAAAGGUUUUUGCUGGGAAAUUAUUAUCAUUAUAUAUUUUUUAACAGUGUCCUGUCUGGCAAUGUGGCAAUAAAAAUAAUUGUCUUGAUGCCAAAAAUAGGCCCAACAGAUUUAGCUUUCACAGGUGGAGCAGUAUGGCUAUUGCUAUAGUGUUCCGCUUGAUUCAUGCAUGUAAACAGCUUUAUUAUAAUUAUGCAGGGAGCAUUGCAGAUCAUAUGGACACUGCAAUGUAAGUAGAACAGAAAAGGGAAAACAGGAAAAAGGAGAAAAGAUGAAAGAAAGAGGAGAUAAAAGGGAGACAACGAUAAAACGUCUUCUGUGUGCUUCAUCACCUGCAAAGAGAGAUGUAAAAAGAACAGCACAACCAACGGAUAUAGUAUAAGAGAUACAAAAAAGUGGUACCUUGAUAUUAUUGCUGAUG
Molecule: messenger RNA, 3624 nt
Organism: Cyprinodon variegatus (sheepshead minnow)
Lineage: Eukaryota; Metazoa; Chordata; Actinopteri; Cyprinodontiformes; Cyprinodontidae
Gene: wdr95
Product: WD repeat-containing protein 49-like
Exons: 28
Coding region: 156-2948 (930 amino acids)
Molecular function (GO): calcium ion binding; protein binding
Source: RefSeq, a predicted model, not a curated record